AUGAGAGCUAGGAUUGAUAAGCUGGGACUCGAUCUUCCCUUUAUCUUCCAUGCUGGUGAGACGCAGGACCAUGGAAGCGACACUGACACAAACCUGUUUGACGGUAUCCUUCUUGGAACCAAGCACAUUGGACAUGGCUUCAGCAUCAUCAAGCGUCCACUAUUGAUGAAACUAUGCAAAGAGUGGAAUAUUGCCAUUGAGACCUGUCCAAUUAUCAAUGAGGUACUGGGGCUUUGCCCGACGACUAAGGCGCAUCACCCCAUCUUGCUGUCCAACUGUGUUCCGUGUACCAUCAUUAGCGACGAUCCAGGCUCUUGGGGAGCGAGCGUUCUCUCUCAUGACUUUUACCAAGCUUUGAUGGGAAGCAAUAACUUGUCGAUACCAGGCUUGAGGGUCAUUGCCGAGUGGAGUAUUGAGCAUAGUUGCAUGAGUUCUGAUAUGCAGGAGAAAGUGUACAAGGAUUUUGAGGAGAAGUGGUUUGUGUUCUGCCAAUGGAUCAUUGAUACUUAUGGCCAGCAGUGA
This is a messenger RNA of Fusarium oxysporum Fo47, 522 nucleotides long. Its product is annotated as adenosine deaminase-related protein. The record is from RefSeq and is a predicted model, not a curated record. Gene Ontology annotation, molecular function: adenosine deaminase activity. The coding region runs from base 1 to 522 and encodes 173 amino acids. The transcript has 2 exons. Gene Ontology annotation, biological process: adenosine catabolic process; inosine biosynthetic process. Lineage: Eukaryota; Fungi; Ascomycota; Sordariomycetes; Hypocreales; Nectriaceae.